This is a messenger RNA of Chaetura pelagica (chimney swift), 2105 nucleotides long. It is a transcript of the gene TAP2, whose product is annotated as transporter 2, ATP-binding cassette, sub-family B (MDR/TAP). Gene Ontology annotation, molecular function: ABC-type transporter activity; ATP hydrolysis activity; ATP binding. Lineage: Eukaryota; Metazoa; Chordata; Aves; Apodiformes; Apodidae. The record is from RefSeq and is a predicted model, not a curated record. The transcript is spliced from 11 exons. Gene Ontology annotation, biological process: transmembrane transport. Gene Ontology annotation, cellular component: membrane. The annotation marks the transcript as partial.
AUGGCACUGCUCCCUGCCAUCCGUCUGGCCUCCCUCCUGCUCCUGGUUGACCUGGUGCUGCUGGCAGCACUGGCCCACUUGGCCCCGGCACUGGCCCAGCUGGGCCUGGUGGCCACCUGGCUGGAGGCCACCCUGCGUCUGCCAGCGUUUGCCAUGACCCAGAGGCUGCUGGUGCCAGAGGGUCCCCCAGGAGCUGCCAUCAUCCUGGGCCUCAGCCCCGCCACCUUCCUCACCCUGCGGAGCCUCCUGGUGCCGGGCAGUGCUGCCCCGGUGCUGUUGGCCACUGCCACGCCUGCCUGGGUGGCCGUGACACACGUGGCGGUGGCCGCGGCACUGUUGGCUUGGGCGGCGCCAGCGCCCGGCGACGGGGGGGACACCAGGGCACCGGUGGCCUUGGGGAAGCUGCUGGCGCUGGCCUGGGCCGAGUGGGAAUUUCUGCUGCAGCCCCCCUGGAGCUGGUAACACCCCUCAACCUGCCCAGGUGAGACUGCGGGGCCAUAUUGCACCGGCAAAGCCCUGGACGCCAUCCGGAGCGGGGAGGGUCCCACCGCCUACACCCUUGGCCUCGUCCUCGCUGCCAGUUUGGGCAGCUCGCUGUUUGCCGGGUGCCGUGGGGGGCUCUUCACCUUGGCCCAGGCCCGGCUCACGCUCAGCACCCGCCACCGGCUCUUCUCCCGCUUGGUGCACCAGGACCUCGCCUUCUUCCUGGGGACACCAGCAGGGAGGGAAACUGAGCUCUCUGCCCGGCUGGCCAAUGAGGUGCCCCUGCUGUGCAAUGCAGUGCCACACAGCGCCAACGUGGCCCUGCGGAGCCUGGGGACGGCGGUGGGGUUGGGCAUCUUCAUGGUGGGGCUCUCACCCCGCCUGGCGCUGCUGGCGCUGCUGGAGGUGCCCCUCGCCAUCGCCGCACGCAGGGCCUACGACGCCCGGUACCAGGUGCUGCAGCGAGCGGAGCUGGACGCCAGGGCCAGGACAGCAGAGGUGGUGCAGGAGGCCGUGUCCUCCAUCGAGACGGUCAGGACCUUCGCGGGGGAGGAGGAGGAGGAGCGUCGCCAUGGCCGGGCUGUGGACGAGAUGCUGGGGCUGAGGGAUCGGAUGAGCGUGGAGAGGGCUCUCUUGACUCUCUUCAAGCGGGCGCUGCAGUUGGCCAUGCAGGUGCUGGUGCUCUACCAUGGGCACCAGCAGCUCCGUGAGGGGACCAUCACCACUGGCAGCCUUGUCACCUUCCUCCUCUACCAGGAGAAAGUUGGCCGCAGUGUGGAGUCGCUGGUAUUUGGCCACGGGGACCUGCUGAGCAAGGUGGCAGCUGGCCGCAAGAUCUUCGACUACCUGGAGCUGAAACCCAGCGGGAUCACAGGGGGCACCCAGGAACCUGCCACCCUGCGGGGCGAAGUCGCCUUCCGCCGUGUCUCCUUUACCUACCCCACACGCCCCCAGCACCUCGUCCUGAAGGAGGUCUCGUUUGAGCUGCCCCCCGGCAAGGUGACGGCGUUGGCGGGACUCAACGGCAGCGGGAAGAGCACCUGCGUGGGGCUGCUGGGGCGGCUGCACGAGCCGGUGCGCGGGGAGGUGCUGCUGGAUGGGGUCCCACUGCACGCCUAUGAGCACCACUACCUGCACCGCCAGGUGGUGUUGGUGGGGCAAGAGCCGGUGCUUUUCUCGGGCACCAUCUGGGACAACAUCACCUUCGGGCUGGAGGGCUGCAGGGAGGAGGAGGUGAGGGCGGCUGCUGCUGCUGCCGGUGCCCUGGACUUCAUCCUAGCGCUGGAGCAGGGCUUUCACACCGAUGUGGGGGAGAAAGGGGGGAAGCUCUCGGCCGGGGAGAAGCAGCGCGUCGCCAUUGCCCGGGCCCUGGUGCGGCGACCCACUGUCCUCAUCCUGGACGAAGCCACCAACGCCCUGGACGGGGAGGUCAAGGCAGUGCUGCAGGAGUGGGUGCGGAGCGGGAGGGUCCGGACGGUGCUGCUCAUCACCCACUGCCCACGGAUGCUGGAGGUGGCUGAUCAUGUUGUGGUGCUGGAACAAGGCACUGUGGCAGAGAUGGGGAUCCCUGCAGAGCUGCGGGGCCGCCGUGGGGCCUACAGACGCCUGCUGCAGCACCAGGG